AUGUCACAAGGGACACAAUGUAAGCUUUCAUGUCUUGUUCACGAUGACACGUUCCCCAGAAUUCGGCGCGGGGCACCCACCAACCUCCCCUCCGCCUCCUCCUCCCUACAGACCAGUCCCCUGUCGGCGGCCAGCAUUACUCAGUCUCUGCCAGAUGACGUCAUGGCUAGCUAUGACGACACACACUACGUCACGAGAGUUGUGGGCUACUGCGCUGACCAGAACGAGAGGCUGAGGGUCAUGUUCUCUAUCGUUGUCAUCCUGAGGGAUUUACUGACCCUCCCCCUGGGCGUGGUCUUUGACAAGUACGGGACUACUAGGACACGCCUACUGACUGUCCUGAUCUUCGCCCUAGGUACCCUGAUGAUGACGUUCACCAGCGCAGCCGUCCCCUGGUUGGUGGUCCCGGCCCUGGCACUGACUGGUGUGGCUGGAACUGCGGUCCUGGUCACUAACCUACAGACGGCCAAUCUCUUUGGCCGGAGACGUCACGUGGUCAUCUCACUCUACGUGGGCGCCGGGUACUCGAACGGGCUCAUUACUUUUCUAAUGCAGUUGUCUCACUUCAAGGGAGUCAACGUCCAGACAUCUUUCAUGUUCUUGACUAUCGGAAUCGUCCCCCUUCUCGUGUCCACCAUCGCCUUCCUGCCCAAGACCUGUGUUCCCUGGCCUCUCCCGGAUGACUACGGAAAACGUCGGAACCAAUCACUUGACGAGGCCAUGCUCCGGAAACAGAGGACUUGGCAGAGGAGGAUGUCGGGUAAGGACCUCUCAGGUCAUUAGGUCAUUGUCUCAAACGUCUGACGUCACUGGGCCGUGUCAUAAAGUCC
Molecule: messenger RNA, 830 nt
Organism: Aplysia californica (California sea hare)
Lineage: Eukaryota; Metazoa; Mollusca; Gastropoda; Aplysiida; Aplysiidae
Product: solute carrier family 43 member 3-like
Exons: 3
Coding region: 1-783 (260 amino acids)
Source: RefSeq, a predicted model, not a curated record